Acanthaster planci (crown-of-thorns starfish) is the source of this 1688-nucleotide messenger RNA. RefSeq names its product alpha-N-acetylgalactosamine-specific lectin pseudogene. The record is from RefSeq and is a predicted model, not a curated record. Lineage: Eukaryota; Metazoa; Echinodermata; Asteroidea; Valvatida; Acanthasteridae.
AAUUCCAGUCGACCAAUCAACGGCAAGCAUAGAGGGCACGAGGGCCGCACCCUUCCACAGAGUGAUCACCGCUUGAAUAUCAUCAUUAGACGACAACACGAGAGAACUGACCGGACCACAAAAUUACUUCAUUAUUUUACAAAACCUGUUUAACUACAUAUUGCAUCAUGACACCCUGGCCAAUUUCCUGCGCACUGUUCCUCCUGGCCCUUGGCCUCGCUGAAGGGGUUGAUCUGGACUGUCCGCCGUUCUGGACUCGCUACGGGGACAACUGCUACCGUUUCUUCGGCUUGCCCAAGAAGUGGCAGAGCGCCGAGGACCACUGCCAGGAGUUCUUCACCCGCAGCGGCCAGGGGCACCUGGCGUCCAUCCACAGCAGCGGGGAGGACAGCUUCCUCUUGCAGUUGUGGAAAACGUCCCUGGUCCCGCAGACGGGAGAACUGGGCAAAUUCGUCUGGCUCGGGGGCAACGACCUAGCGGAGGAAGGGACAUUCGUCUGGAGCGAUGGGACAAACAUGACCUACCAGGGCUGGCGAGACGGCCAGCCCGACAACAAGUCGGUGAACCAGCACUGCGGGUGUUUUUGGGAGUUCGCUUGGGAUGACUUUGGCUGUCAUUUUCCCUUGCCGUACCUGUGUAAAAUGCCGAUCAACGCGGUGUAACACGGGGAGAGAAAGUCCUGAAUUAGAUUUUAAACGGAAGAGCCAUCCACUUAAACAGCUUCGUCAAAGGGCCAUAACACAUCCAGCGUAGGCUGUACAUGAAGACACGACGAGUCCUUUUUUUUGCUACUGGAAGGUUGCCUUGGGGAUUCCUGUUUUCUACAAGUAAUGGGACAACGCACGUUGAACAAUCGCUGGGGGCUAUGCAGGUGGAACGCCUACGAAGCUAAACUUCCACGGCUAAACUGAAUAGACUGAAGCGUAUGCUCCGGGAAUGGGGCAGUCCGUUGUCACGUUUCAUCAACGCAGUAAUGGAAUAAUACCACCGGACUAGACUCGUCAGGAAUGUGCAUAGGAGUCUGAUGCUCAAUCCAAACAUUUGAAACAAGAUGGGACGGAGAGCAGCCCCACAACACACACACCUUUCUGAUGGUCAUUGCUUGUUUAGAACCACAGGAAUUCUUUUCACACAUCUUGGGGAGGGAAUGUGUUAGAUAACAAUAGUCUAGAGGGCGUAUAGGGAUUGGGCAUGUGGGGGUACCCCUCCAUCCCAUAUCUAGCUGGGACUAUCAUUGCAAUAGUUAGGGCUUGUCUACCGACAUAUUUCGGAGAAUUUCUCCUGCUUGGCAACUUUUGCUUCGGAACUGCGGAAAUGUAGCUACCACGCUGAAUUUGGAUUAAGUUCUUAUUUUUUUAAUUUUAAUUUUCAACCAGUUUUAGGUUCUUAUGAUUUUUAACGCUUUCAUGGAGGAAGUAUUUUAUUUGUAGAGAUAUCGUUUGUCACAAAGAUAUGAUUUUGUACGCAUUUAAAUUUAAAAAAGACCGUUUAUUUUACGUACUUGUAUAACAUUAGAAAGUUAUUUAACCAACAACCUCCACAGUUUUGGGCAAAACUGAUAAUGAAUUUCAGUAAUUAUAGCCACUUAUUAAGAGGAAAAUUUCUACCUGUACCAAUUCAACGAAACAUUUUUUGUGGAAGAAUUAAAAGGACCUGACUCGGUGGCUCAUACUUAUGGACUCAUCCGA